AGGUAGCCGAAGGUGUUAAACAAACAGUAAUAACUAAAACUAAACGAAGAAAGAGCAAGUAGAGUCGAUUUCGAUCGUUCUUAGCGGCUGAAGAAGAGUGUAAACCAUGGCCGGAGGAGGAGAUCACGGCGGCGACUUCCGGGAGAAGGUCUGGACCAUGACCGGUGGCCCUAACUGCAGGCCCAGGUACUGGAAACGCAACACUGCCAUCGCCAUGGCCGGCAUCGUCCUCAUUUGCAUUCCAAUCGCCAUGAAAUCCGCCGAGCUCGAGCAAAGGCCACAUAAUCCAGUCAGGCCUAUUCCCUCUCAGCUCUGGUGCAAGAAUUUUGGGACAAAAGAAUACUAAUUUGUCAGACAGAUAGCCUAUUGUAUUUUCAUUUUUUAGGUUCUGCAUAUCUUUGAUGAUUUAUGCUGCAUCAAGAAAACUGUGUUGGAUUCAAUAUGUAGACUACUAGCCUGCCUUCCUUGUACUGUGUGGAAGCUGGUAAUAAAGCCAGUGUUUACAACAUUUGUGAUUUUACACUCUUUUUAUUGAAAAUCUUGAACCCACUGUUCCAAGCA
Ipomoea triloba (trilobed morning glory) is the source of this 561-nucleotide messenger RNA. RefSeq lists its product as uncharacterized. Bases 107 to 346 code for a protein of 79 amino acids. The transcript is spliced from 2 exons. NCBI's taxonomy places the organism in Eukaryota, Viridiplantae, Streptophyta, Magnoliopsida, Solanales, Convolvulaceae. The record is from RefSeq and is a predicted model, not a curated record.